This is a messenger RNA of Cryptomeria japonica (Japanese cedar), 795 nucleotides long. RefSeq names its product disease resistance protein Roq1-like. The record is from RefSeq and is a predicted model, not a curated record. The transcript has 2 exons. Bases 1 to 795 code for a protein of 264 amino acids. Gene Ontology annotation, molecular function: ADP binding; ATP hydrolysis activity. NCBI's taxonomy places the organism in Eukaryota, Viridiplantae, Streptophyta, Pinopsida, Cupressales, Cupressaceae. Gene Ontology annotation, biological process: defense response.
AUGGCGAUUCAGAAGGCAGCCAAUUCUCCAGGUUCUACUGAGAUUGAUCGAGUGCUGAAGUUUCUUUCAGAGCCAACGGAUGAAGCUGUUAAGAUUGUAGGAAUAGUUGGACCAGAAGGGUCUGGUAAAACUACCUUAGCUGAGGAGUUUUACUAUCGAUACCGAAAAGAUUUCGAUAGAUCCAGUCUACUAUUUGGUGUCAGAGAAGCCUCCAAACGAAAUGGAUUAGAAGCCUUGCAGAGGCAGCUGCUUAAUGACCUCACCAACACCAUUUGGGAAAUAAACAACAAGAGCGAAGGGCGAGAAAUACUUGCAGAACGUUUACAGUGUCUAAGUCGGCAGAGAUCGCUCAAGUUUCUCAUUGUUAUUGAUGACGUUGAUCAUCAUGAUCAGCUAGAUGCUCUACUGCUCGGGGAGAAUGUGUUGGGAAACGGAAGUUUGGUUAUACUGGCAUCCCGUGAUAAGCCAAUCCUUAAACUUUCAGGAAUCUCACUGCCUUAUGAAAUGAAACCUCUGGCUAAGGAGCACGCUCGAGAGCUCUUGUGCAUGCACGCCUUCAACCAGGAGAAACCGAUUUGGGAAUUGGAGAGUGUGGUCGAAACAGCCGUGAGAAAGUUUGGCGGCUUACCUUUGUUUCUCAAGCUUAUUGGGAGGCAUCUUCGUCUAUACGGAGGGAACAAUAUAGAGUCUUGGAAUUGCGAGUUGAGAAUGUUUUGUGAACUCAAUGAUAUAAUGAAGGCUACUUUCAACGCUCUGAGCGAAGAGGAACAGCAAAUAUUCUUAGAUAUUGCUUGA